AUGGUUAACUAUUGUUGUGUAUAUGGUUGCGGUCGAAACAGUAGGCUUAACAAACAUUUAAAUUAUUAUAGCUUGCCAAAAGACAGACACCGUCAAAUUGAAUGGCUCAAAGCAGCAUGUAGAGAGGAUUUACUUAAAAAGAAGGAGGAAAAGGUAGCAGUAUCUUAUCGCUUUUGUUCCCGACACUUUCCUCCAUCCAGCAUCAAAAAUAGACAUCUAUGCUCUGAUGCAGUGCCUACUCUAUGCCUUCCUGGAACUUGGAGUGACGAGGAAAUAAAAAGUGAACCUGCGGUGCACAGUGAUAUAGUUUGUAAUAAUUGCAACAAUCCAAUCUUGGGCUUCCGUUACAAAUGUGUCAAUUGCGAUGAUUAUGAUCUCUGUCAAAAGUGCGAGAUGCAAGAAGCACAUCCAGACCACUAUAUGCUAAGAAUGCCGAAGCCUUUUAAAUUUAAAUUAGCUGACAAUCUCAUUAAAAAAUGGCGUAAAUUGUUUAAAGCGACGCAUGUGACUCCGAUCUCUGCAGACAACAGUGAAGGUGAGGAACAGGAAGAUUGCAGUAUGUCAAGUGAUGAUGAACCUAUCACAAAAUAUACAAAAAACUAUGACAGUGGGGUUGAUUUAUCUGAAGAUGUAAAAUUGAUGAUACGCAAAGAAAUAGACCGUGCUUUAAAAGUUAAAUCAGCAGAUGUAGGAAAGUAUGAGACUGUUAAAAAAGGCGAAGCAUUAAUUAAAAAAAGGAUUAAUGAAGACAUUGUACGGCCCAUUAAAAGAAAUAGAAUAGGGGAACAAUUAGAUACAGCAGGGAAAGAACCAAGUGAAAUAAUUACUAUUGGAACUCAAAACUUAAUGCAAGACUUGGUGUUUGCAGAUGUAAAUGAAAUAAAAGAUGAUCAAAUUACUGAGGCUAAGUAUGAAUUGCCAGACUCAACUUUUAUACCAGAUUCGAAUGACGUGGUGUACGUGAAAGUGAGUGAUGAUUUAUCUCAAUUAAUGAUAGAGAUGACAAAAGAUGAUAAAAAGGUAGUAUACAAAUAUGGUUAA
This is a messenger RNA of Parnassius apollo (apollo), 1041 nucleotides long. Lineage: Eukaryota; Metazoa; Arthropoda; Insecta; Lepidoptera; Papilionidae. The record is from the annotation of a GenBank genome assembly.